AUGACUUCCUUUACAUGUCAUGAUCUAUGGUGCAUAAUCUACAAAGUUCAUUAUAGAAAAGCUUUAUAUAAUAUAAGUCAUGAUUGUGAAGUACUGAAAACUGCUGCAGAAUGUCCACUUAAUGCUAUGUACCAAGCUCAGAUGUGUACUGCCACUUUGGGUAUAGGACCACCUCAAGGUCCAACACCAUUUGUUGAAAAGGGAAAAAUUGAAAUAGCCAAGUUAUCUUGUAGAGAGAAUCGUCUAAAUAAUGCUGUUCAAUGUUUAGAAGAAAUAAUGAAUGCUUGUCAGGGAAACACUGAACGAGAACAUUUUUUACGAAUGAUGAUAAAUGUGGAAAGUAUUAAACGAAGCGUUCAAUAUUUCUGUGAUAAUUUACAUAUAUAUGAAGAAAAUGCUGAGUGUGUAGCUGAUUCUCAUGAAGAUCAAAAAAAGUGUGCUCAAGAUGUUAGAAAUAAUUUUAAAACAAAAGUAGACUCAACAUCCAAUAUGGAUGUUAUGAUGACAUCAACCUGUAGAUUUUACAAUAUAGCUGUUGGUUGUAUACAGACUAUAGUGAGGCCAAAAUGUGGCAACGAUGCUGUAGAUAUUGUGAUAAAAAUGUUGCAAGGAUUUCAACCACCAAAAUGUAAAGAAUUAGAUCUUGAACCAGGAUAUAGAGUGACAUCAGGUGACCAAGAUAAUUCAGAUAACCAAGGUUCAGAUGCUAACAAAAUAUCCCAAUCAAUCUCUGUAUUAUUGCUCUUGAGUUUUACUAUCAAGCUAUUUAUCUAA
Molecule: messenger RNA, 774 nt
Organism: Lottia gigantea (owl limpet)
Lineage: Eukaryota; Metazoa; Mollusca; Gastropoda; Lottiidae
Exons: 5
Coding region: 1-774 (257 amino acids)
Source: RefSeq, a predicted model, not a curated record